AUGCACCGCAGUCAAAUUACGAUGUUCUUCCAGGAGCGAAAGGAUGGGAGCAGCAAGGAGAGUACGACGGUGGAGGAGCAGACACUGACGCUGAGGAAAAGGGUCAGGCACGAUGGCGAGGCCUCGGAUCUGGUGCGAUCUUUGACGGUCGUCGGUUUGGCCUUGGCCGUACUGAUCGUUGGAGUGCAUGCCCAUUACCUGGACCUACUGCUCCUCAUUGAGGGCCUCGCGAUCGCUCUAGGCCCCGUCGUCGGUGGUGCCAUAGUAAGCAACGUGGACUGGCGUUGGUGCUUCUGGGUCAGCAUGCCCGUGAUCGGCCUCGCUUGCAUCUUCACCAUCUUCCCGCUCAACCUCCCGCCGCCGCCCCCAGCGGACGUCGAUGUCCUAGUCCCCACCAGGAAACCGACCGCGAAGGAAAAGGUGCAGCAGGCUGACAUCUUUGGCGGCUUCCUCAUCAUCGCCUGCUUAAUUUGCCUGCUGCUCGCGCUGCAGUGGGGAGGUGAGCGGUACGAGUGGAACGACGUGCGCAUCAUCAUCCUCUUCAUCGCCUCGGGUGCCUGCUUCGCGUACAUCGUCAUCCACCAGAUGUGGAAGGGUGAGGCGGCCAUCUUGCCUGUCAAGCUGUGCAGGUCGCCUCAUUUUACCGCGUACCUCAUCAUCUGCAUUGGCAUGGGCGCGGCCUUUACUACCAUACUCUAUUUCAUGCCUACCUGGUUCAUCAUGGUCAAAUCCCUGUCGCCUGUAGCCACCGGAGUGCGCAUGCUCUCUCUUACCGCUUCGUCGGCCCUCGUAGCCAUGAUCUUGGCCCGAGCCGCCAAGGCCUGGAGCCGAAUACCCCCGUUCGCCAUUGUCGCUCUCGCCCUAUACGCCGCCGGCGGCCCACUUCUCUUCACCCUCGAUUUAGACGCACCGACCUGGGAGCCCCUCGUCUACCUUGGCCUCUUCGGUGCCGGAGCAGGGACGUUUUGGCGGUUAGCAGUCCUCGGCGCCCAGUACACCGGCGGCCCGUCCGAUGCCGGGCACGCCAUCUCCUCGGUGACGGCGUUUGGCGCCCUGGGCGGCUGCCUGAGCAUCUUUGCCUGCCAGCGGGCGUUUAUGGAUAAGCUCCUGCACGCGCUGGACCAGCCGGACGAUUUGGUGCGGGAUACCCAGGUGCGGAGUUUUCCCGAUCUCCUCGCACAGGCGUCCCCGGAGCAGCGCGAGCGCGCCCUCGCGACGAUUUACCAAAACAUGAAGUAUAUCAGCCUGGUCGCGGUGUGUUUGUGCGUCAUCCCUUCCAUGGUGUUGCCGUUUAUGCGCUGGAGCUCGUUUGGGUGGCCGCCGUAUAAGAAGACGAGGGGCGGUGCGGAGCCGGUGGAUGGGAUGGAGAGCGGGAUGCUGACGGCGAGCGAGGUGUCGACGCCGAGCCCGAGCGACUUGUCGUCCGGGAGCGAGUAUGGGAUUGUGGCGAGGAGCGAGGUUACGCUGUGGACUGAGGCGACGGCGGGGAGUCAUACGACGGCGGUGAGCGAGAGCGAGGGGACGGUGGGCGACGGGGACGAGCGGGACUUCGGGUCGGACGGGGAGUUCGAUGAGGGCUCAGACUGGAACUUCGACGAGAAGUAG
Messenger RNA from Parascedosporium putredinis, 1605 nucleotides. Lineage: Eukaryota; Fungi; Ascomycota; Sordariomycetes; Microascales; Microascaceae. The record is from the annotation of a GenBank genome assembly.